Ogataea angusta is the source of this 747-nucleotide messenger RNA. RefSeq lists its product as uncharacterized. NCBI's taxonomy places the organism in Eukaryota, Fungi, Ascomycota, Pichiomycetes, Pichiales, Pichiaceae. Bases 1 to 747 code for a protein of 248 amino acids. Gene Ontology annotation, cellular component: proteasome core complex; proteasome core complex, alpha-subunit complex. The transcript is spliced from 2 exons. The record is from RefSeq and is a predicted model, not a curated record.
AUGUGCCAGGAGCCGACUGCUAGUCGCUGGGCGGAGCCCGGAAAGCUGAAGCAAAUUGAGCACGCAUUGGCGGCAGUCAAGCAGGGAGUCACGUCGCUGGGCAUCAAGGCCACGAACGGCAUUGUGCUGGCCACAGAGCGCAAAUCGACGUCUGUGCUGGUCCAGGCGGACUUCGUCGACAAGAUUGUGCAUGUCACGCCGGAUAUCGGCAUGACGUACGCGGGAAUGGGUCCGGAUUUCAGAGUUCUCACAGACAAGUCCAGAAAAGUGUCGCACACAAACUACAAGAGAGUAUACAACGAAUACCCGCCAACGAAGAUCCUUGUGUCUGAGGUGGCAAAGGUCAUGCAGGACGCCACCCAGAGCGCUGGCGUGCGUCCGUACGGCGUCUCGCUGCUGCUGGGUGGCUACGACGACAACAGCGGGUUCAUGCUGUACCAGGUGGACCCUUCAGGGUCGUACUUCCCAUGGAAGGCCACGGCCAUUGGCAAGGGCUCGAACGCGGCCAAGACGUUUCUGGAGAAACGGUGGAACGAGGAGCUCGAGCUCGAAGACGCCAUCCACAUUGCGCUGCUGACACUGAAGGAGAGCAUUGAGGGCGAGAUGAACGGCGACACCGUCGAGAUCGCCGUGAUCGGCGCAGAGAACGACGACCAGCUUGGGUUCCGGGGUGCCGCCGGCGUGCACGGCCCCAGAUUCAGAAAGCUGUCGCCAAAGGAAAUCAACGAUAGACUGGAAACUCUGUAG